Messenger RNA from Dromaius novaehollandiae (emu), 1855 nucleotides. It is a transcript of the gene ENDOV, whose product is annotated as endonuclease V. Gene Ontology annotation, molecular function: single-stranded RNA binding; RNA endonuclease activity producing 5'-phosphomonoesters, hydrolytic mechanism. The transcript has 10 exons. Lineage: Eukaryota; Metazoa; Chordata; Aves; Casuariiformes; Dromaiidae. The record is from RefSeq and is a predicted model, not a curated record. Gene Ontology annotation, biological process: DNA repair. The coding region runs from base 37 to 1041 and encodes 334 amino acids. Gene Ontology annotation, cellular component: nucleolus; cytoplasm.
GGGCGCGCAUGCGCGCGGGGGAGGGGGGCGGUGGCCAUGGCGGCGGCGCGGCCGCCGCUGCGGGCCCUGUGUGUCCGGCGGGACCCCUGCCCCAUCCCACCCCCCGUCCUCGGCACCGGGCCGGGCCCAGCGGGAUCCUCCUCCCUUCCUCGAGAGCAGGCCCAGUUAAAGGCCAGCGUGAUUGAGGAGGAUACCGAAGAGUGGCAGAAAGAUUCAAGUUUUGCAGGACUGGAGAGAGUAGGAGGCGUGGACUUGUCUUACGUCAAAGGAGACGACACGAAUGCCUGCGCUUCCCUUGUGGUUCUCAGCUACCCAGAUCUUGAGGUGCUGUACGAGGACUGCCAGAUGGUUGCUGUGACAGCCCCGUACGUAGCAGGAUUCUUAGCCUUCCGAGAGGUCCCUUUCCUGGUGGAAGCAAUUCAGAGACUUCAGCAGAAAGAGCCCAGGCUCAAACCUCAGGUGCUGCUUGUAGAUGGGAAUGGCCUGCUCCAUCACAGAGGGUUUGGUGUGGCCUGCCACUUGGGGGUCCUGACAGACCUACCAUGCAUUGGAGUGGCCAAGAACCUCCUGCAAGUGGAUGGCUUGGCCCGGGAUGAGCUGCACAGAGAGCAGAUUCGUUCCCUGCAGAUGGAAGGAGACGCAUUCCCGCUGACUGGCACUUCAGGGAAAGUCCUGGGCAUGGUCCUGCGUAGCUACAACAACAGCUCUAAGCCCCUUUAUAUCUCUGUGGGCCAUAGGGUGUGCCUGGAGACAGCCGUGCAUCUAGUCAAGUCCUGCUGCAGGUACCGGAUCCCGGAGCCCAUCCGACAGCUUGCAGAAUUGUUAAGCAGUUGUGGAGCUGCAUUUCCAGCAGUGAGCAGGCAGAGCCUCCACCUGAGAGGUCUGACUGGGAGCCGGCAGGGAUGGGAAGAAGAUCAUGGGGAGCUUGUUGAGGCUGAUAUUAGAUCGAGGGAGUAUAUUCGGAAGCAGCUGUGUUCACCACUGGAGGUCAUAUCUUCUGGGCCAAAGAGACAAGAAAAGGAGACUGAGCCUGAUGAUUAAUCUGGUGCCAGAAGAAGCUGCGGGGCCUCUGUACACUGAAUCCUCUCCUCCACCAAGAGCGUGGGUCUGUAAAGUGCAGCCAAGUGCCAUGCCUGGGAAGCCCACUCCUGAGCCGUGCAGGGCUACAUCAGUCCGGAGGAUGCCAGCCGCUGUGUGGGGUUCUGGUGGGUAGGCAAACCAGCCUCUGUUCAAGGGUAGCGUCUAGAGCGUAUUGGUAUGGUUGAUUUUUAAACAAGCACUGUAAAAACAUGUCUUGUAAAUUUGUAAAUUUGCUACAAUUUACUUAAGUAUUUGGGCAAUUGCAAAUUAUGAAAAGAGGCUGGGGCACUUAACAUGGUUAUAAACCUUUGGCUCCCACCCUCUGUGACACAGAGACUUCCCUUCGUGUCAUUUUUGGAACUUCUUCCACCCAGUCCCUUCAGCCUGUGCUCUCACACUUGCUUUACACAUCUCCGGGGAACAGAAGCCCAGUAUGCAGCUCCGGCUGCUCCUGACAGACGGGCAGAGGACUCUGUGUUUCAGGUGGGCGUGUGAUUCACGAGGGAGGGGAUGGAGCCAACAGUCUGCUGCAUAUUUUGGAAGAGGCUUGGAUGUCUGAGCUCCAGUACCUGAGUAGCUUUCUGUCUCUUUGGUGUCAAUGGCUUCUGCCUGCCUGCUGCCUUUGUGCCAUGCAGCAGCUACCAGACCUUAGUAGCUGUGUGUAAGUCAUCAUUUGUGCUGGGCACAUGGUGCCCUGGUGUUGCUGGUCUUGGUGGGAACUUAUUCUGGAUUGCUGCUGAAGCAAAAUUCACAUACAAGGGCAUUAUGAUGCAUA